This is a messenger RNA of Harpegnathos saltator (Jerdon's jumping ant), 1793 nucleotides long. RefSeq lists its product as uncharacterized. Bases 1 to 1779 code for a protein of 592 amino acids. The record is from RefSeq and is a predicted model, not a curated record. The transcript is spliced from 13 exons. NCBI's taxonomy places the organism in Eukaryota, Metazoa, Arthropoda, Insecta, Hymenoptera, Formicidae.
AUGGCGUACGGGAAGCUGCACGUGCUACCAUUGAGCCUGUUCAUCUUAAUUCCUGUGACAUUCGUGACUACAUACACCAUAUCAGUGCAGUGGGACCACGUGGUGCCUGGGUUCCCUUAUAUAUCAGAGACCGGUACACUGUUGCCGGAAUCGUGCAUAUUUGCACAAUGUCUGAACAUCGUGGCCCUUUUGCUCGGAUGCUGCGUUUAUAUCAGACACCGACAGGUUCUGCAGUGGCAAAAGGAAAGAGGUCAUGACCUGGUGGGCAGAAGGCUCGUGGUGGUGACCGCAUAUUGCGGCGUCCUCGCCUGUUUCGGUCUCGACAUACUCGCUAAUUUUCAUGCCUCCGUGGUCGCCGCUCACAUGGUGGGAGCGAUGACUUGCUUCUCCGCCAGCAUUCUCUAUUUCUGUCUUCAGACAUAUCUGAGCUAUAAGAUGGUACCAGCCGUGAACAACAUGAUUGUUGUCUAUGUACGUGCGUUUCUCUCGGUUCUUACGUUGAAAUUGACGAUCGCCUCGAUCGUUUUCGGCCAUAUUUCGAUGUUUGAAUUUCAAGGUCACGAUUACAAGAAGUGGCUGCCGGCGGACGGUGGUUGGGGCUGGCAUAUCUCUAGUACGAUAUGCGAGUGGAUCCUCGCGAUCGUGUACUGCGCAUUUCUCCUCACUUUCGUCCCGGAUUUUCGAUUGAUUCACUUCGAGGACCCCGUAGUUACGUUAAUAUAUCUGGACAAAACUGAAAGCACGGUGCUUGCACGGACGUUUUGCAAAGGGAAGUCAUGUGCUCUACAAAGUGAAGACUCUGAAGAUACUCCGAGCAACCUUACGAAAGAGAGGCUAGCGCAGAGACACCACCGUCCCCCUGAGGUGGAAAUUCUGCGAGUCGCCGCCCGAUGCAUCGUCAAACGUCACUGUCAUUCGCUCUAUCGCCGACAACGAGCACACAUCGCAAUCAUGGAGAAGCAGGAGUUCCUAGUGAAUCUACAUUACCUGCCGAUCGCGGUCUUCGUCUCUCUGCCUACGAUCUUCAUUUUAACCUACGUGAUCGCGGUCUUACUGGGACACGUGGAAGCUAGUUUUCCUUAUAUCUCCCAAGCAGCAGCUACCGCACCAGAGAGCUGUAUUUUUUCUCAAGUCGUCAACAUAAUCACUCUGCUCAUGGGCUUUAUAGUUUACAUAAGAUACGCUCAAGUUCGAGAAUGCACGAGCGUCUUUCACUCGUCGGCCUCAUUACCGAAGUGGAACCAUUGGGCCUUAAUCUUCGGUAUACUAUCGACCGCCGGUUUAUCGAUCGUAGCAAACUUUCAAGAAACCUCGAUGCUCGUGGUCCAUCUUAUCGGCGCGUUCCUCUGCUUCGGAAGUGGUACUGCGUAUUUUUGGACCCAGGCCGUGUGUUCGUUUUAUCUACAUCCGUCAGGAUGCUCAUUGCGACUCGCGCACCUCCGCACAGCAUUAUCGACCUUCAGUACAGUUUGCUUCUUUAUAAUCGUCAUCACAGGCGUGCUGGCCCGCCUGGCCUAUAAGGGAACAAACCCCCGAAAAUGGUGCAAGGAGGACGGCGGCUGGGAAUUGCACAUAACUAGCACGAUAACCGAAUGGUUCUGCGCGAUGACGUUUUGCGUUUAUAUCCUGACGUUCACGGAGGAUUUCAGGGACAUCCGGAUAAGUCAUCCGAAGGUGAUAUGCAACAUACACGGAUUAAGGUCGAGCAACGAGGCGCUGAACGAGAGCCAAAACUCCAGCGUGGUUCACGAGCGAACGAACCCAUCAACCAACACCUGAUCGCUCAUCGGCAG